AUGUUCCGAGACUUUGACGACCAAGCCAUGCCCACUGAUCCGAACUUAUCUUUGGUGCACUUGACACUCUGUUGCAGUUACGUGAAUUUUGUGUUUCGUUGAAACUUGAAGGCGAACUAGGUAGGUGGUGACCUUCUGCUUCGCAAAGCAAUGGAUUGUCUUCACCGACACAGAGCCCCGCAUCGGUUGACAUUGAACUGACAUACAGAAUCAAUGCAUCAGCCAGUGAUUUAG
Haemonchus placei is the source of this 234-nucleotide messenger RNA. The record is from the annotation of a GenBank genome assembly. Lineage: Eukaryota; Metazoa; Nematoda; Chromadorea; Rhabditida; Trichostrongylidae.